Molecule: messenger RNA, 5322 nt
Organism: Nymphalis io (European peacock)
Lineage: Eukaryota; Metazoa; Arthropoda; Insecta; Lepidoptera; Nymphalidae
Gene: Pask
Product: PAS domain-containing serine/threonine-protein kinase
Exons: 23
Coding region: 57-3767 (1236 amino acids)
Biological process (GO): intracellular signal transduction; protein phosphorylation; negative regulation of glycogen biosynthetic process
Cellular component (GO): cytosol; cytoplasm; nucleus
Molecular function (GO): ATP binding; protein serine/threonine kinase activity
Source: RefSeq, a predicted model, not a curated record
GAAAAUAUUAUCGCAUUAUCGACUUCGCCAAUAGGUGUAAAACAUUUCACAUUAAAAUGGAAACAGCAAAGAUGCUACAAUUUAACAGUGGUGCUACUACAGAAUUAGCGGAUUUAACUCCUGUUAAACCUAGACUAGGCAGAUUUUUAGAUGUUUAUUCACCAGAACAUCUAAAUUUAACACCAAAGGAUAAACGAAAGCUUACACUUGCUGCAGUAACAAAUGAAAACAUUAAUAGUUUACUUACGCCUGAAAAACAUCUUAUCAUCAAUGACAAAUGCAGAACGGUCAAGCCAGAACAAAAUUUUUGCAAUGUUUGGAGCAACUGCUCCUUUGAAGGCAACCAGAGUUUUCCACGAUUAAACCGGCGAGUAAGACCUAUUAAGAUGGAUCUGGAGACCCCUACUAAAGUGAAACCUGCUGUUGACUUAGUAAGAGUUGAUGGUCCUAAUGGAUUACGAUUCAACACAACUUUGGCAGCUGGUGAAGUCGCGGGUUCCCCAGCUCAGUCCCAAACAGAUCGUCUGCAACAGUCAAUUAAUCCCUCAAAGGCAGUGUUCACCAUAGAACCAAAUUCAUCUAAAAUUCUCAUUGUCAACAACAAGGCUUGUUCCCUCCUUGGCUAUUCAUCGGGAGAACUAUGCGAUCUUCGUUUCACUGAUCUCUUAAGAAAAAGAAGCAGCAAAACAUUCAAGUUACAUGAUGCAGGAGAUGCUGACAUUUCUGAAGAUGGCACUAUUAUAUUGCUGAGUGGAAAAGUUGUUGAACUCGUAUCAAAAGUCGGUGGAUCAGUCCAAGUUUCACUUUGGAUAAGACAAUUAGAUAACGAUGGACCAUGCUUGGUAGUCGCUGAACCAGUUAUAUGUAAAAAUGUUGUGUUGACAAUAGAUGCAGAGACUGGUAUAAUAUUGUCCUGUGACGGUGAUGACGCAGCUAUGUUGUUCCAAGCUGAUUCAUCUGAGAAAUUAAUCGGUUUGCCUAUUGCAUCCCUCAUACCUUCCAUACAAAUACCAGCAUAUGAUGCGCCUAUGCCUAAAAAUAUAUCUAAACAGAAGGUGACUGGAAGAACAUUAGAUGGGGGCUCUUUUCCUCUUUGUCUUUGGAUAUCUAAACUAAAUACUGUGGAAUCAGCAACAUGGUCAUCAUUAAAGACUACAAAAGAAAAUCAUGUAUUCAUAGUGAAUGUUAGGGUAACUUACAAUGUAAGUGGUCUUCUGGUAGUAGAUGAAAAUGGCAUCAUAACAGCUUGCAAUCAACACUUUUCAAUGCUGACUUUUGGCAAGGCCCAUUCCGAAGUUAUCGGUCACCACAUCGAGAAUGUUAUACAGAACUUUUGCCGGGAGUCCGACCUUGUCAAAUUGCAGGACAGAAACCGAAACCUGACGCUGUCGGUAAAUAAUGAUGAUGAAGAUUCAGCUUCUGAUACUGACGAUGAUUCCUGUGAAGCAUUUAAUGGAAGUCAAAAAUCUGCUUGUAUGUCUCUAAACGUGCAACAGUCAAUGCUAUCGACGACUCGGGAGAAGUCCUCCAGCGCACUUUGUCUCGACAAGUCCUACAGCAUGGUCACCCACACGCCGACACCCACGCAGGAUAUGGUCUCCAGCCUUAGCACUACGGAGCAGAGGAACGACAUAUCCGCUCUGCCGGAUGUGACGUCUGGCAUGUCCGGCAUAUCCAUAGACGACGAGAACUACUGCCAGAGCAGUAUAUCGAAAUCUCGGUCAGAAAAUAUACUCCGAUCUGAACAAUCCAAUCAAGUUAAACAGACGCCGACUAAACAAGUUGAAAAAUCUGAUUCUAUAUACUACACGUCCCAGCAUUCGCAGGAGGUCACGCCGACUGGUAAUUCUCGGGUGCGAUUGAACGAAACGUCGUUGAGACUGUCAUUCGAUUCAAGUAAAUAUAAAUCUAAUAAAGCCCAGGGAAAAGAGGAUAGGAGCAGUAUAUCGCUGGACUUCUGCGACUCGAACGAAACUAGCGCAGACUUCCUAACACCGAUAAACGAAAUGCCACCGCCGGGCUGCGAAAUAGAAGACCUGCCGAAACAUAAUGGUAAUGAUGAAAGUAUCGACAGCUUGAGUAAUGACAACGAUUUGGAAACGCAAACUGAAUCUGCGCCCAGAAAGAAGUAUGACGAUGACCCUCCUGAAACACCCUGUGCUACGAAACGUGUACUUCGCACGCACAUAACAACAUCGACGCCUCAACACACCCGCAACAGCAAGUCCGAACAAUGCGACACGAACGACUGCGGGUACAAAGACGGCACGUACAAGGGCGUCGUAGUACAUAAAGAUGGAACAGAACUUAGUGCAGUGUACACGGUGUCGAGCAUGCAGCUGGCGACGGGCCUGCGCGUGCGCUGCGUGUGGCUGCGAGUACGCGCGGCCGACGCGGCGCUGGAGCUGGCGCCGCGACACGCCACGCUGGCCUCCAGCCUCGCCUCCACCGCAGACAACUCGCUCGUGCUCGGUAACAAAUCUGCUAGCAGUAGGCCACAAUCGAUGUCAUUAAUGAGCCAAGGUGGAGAGGAACAAAUCGCCGGAGAAUAUAACAAGAAUUAUGUAACGCUAAAACAAAUUGGGAAGGGCGCGUACGGGUGUGUAAAGAUGGCGUACCGCCGCGUGGACCGGCUGCUGUGCGUCGCCAAGUUCAUCCUCAAGGAGAAGGUGGGAGUCGCCUUCUGGAGCGACGCGCCCGACGGCCGCCGCGUGCCGCUGGAGCUCAGCCUGCUGCUCACACUCGACCAUCCCAAUAUCGUUAGUGUAAUCGACGUGUUCGAGAAUGAAAAGUAUUUCCAAAUGGUUAUGGAGAAGCAUGGCGCAGGCAUGGACCUGUUCGAGUUUAUCGAACGACGGCCAAGACUUGACGAGCCGCUACUUAGCUAUAUAUUUAGACAGAUUGGCCAAGCUGUGGAAUACUUACAUUCUCUAAAUAUUCUGCAUCGCGAUAUAAAAGAUGAAAACGUGAUUAUUGACAAUAAAUUUCACGUAAAGCUCAUCGAUUUCGGCUCGGCGACAUUCAUGAGCAAAGAUACUCUUUUCGCGACCUUCUACGGAACUACAGAGUACUGCAGUCCAGAGGUGUUGGCGGGCAACAAGUAUGCCGGUCCUGAAUUGGAGAUGUGGUCAAUGGGGAUAACUCUGUAUGUGCUGACGUUCUUUGUUAACCCAUUCUCUGACAUCGAGGACACAAUACAGGGGCCACUUACCUUCCCUCAAGUCGUUUCGGAAGAUCUGGAGCAGUUACUGCGCUGGAUGUUAUGCAAGGAGCCGCUGCAGCGCUGCACGGUGGCGCAGCUGAUGGCGCACUCGUGGAUCAGACAACCAGUCGCCAUUGACAACUACGUCUUCCAAGACGUUGUUGAUUGCGAUCGUCACGAAGCAAACCCUGAAAUGUACUUUAGUGGCAGUUUCGGCUCCCCGCGCUCUGCGUCUCCUGUAUCUCUCGCUGACCCUCUUGCUAAAGAACGUUCUCACCCGUCGGAGCAAGUGGCGCGCUCGGACAAGGACCAGUGCCGCGACGAACCCAAGCGCAGCUCGGUGGCCCUGCACGCGCUGUCCGUCGAGCGAGACGUGCAUUCCGACAACUAUAGUCUCAGAUCUUCAGCAGACAUACUAGAUAUAUCUUCGAAGCCGGUAUCUGAUGCAGCGCUUACUGACAUCAGUUCCGAUGCGACCGGCCACGCCGCCUGCGAUAUCGACUACGACUGCGACCAGUAUGAAUGCGACAGUUGGGAUGAAUGCGAGCAGGACAGCUUCUCAUAAAUGCGACUGAGCUAGACGAAAAAUAUUGUGAAGCUUACUCGUAGCUGAAAUAUAUAAAUUUUCGUAAUUGUUGAUUCACUGUUGCGAGUGUAGUAUAAAUAUUUCGCCGUAAAAGUGUCGUUUGAUGAGAUAUUUAUAUGUCAAUGUGUGCGGGCUACAGUCUUGUUGUUACAAUGCAGGAAUAUCAUAUCGCUUUGUGCUAUAGAGUAGGAAUUAUUAUAAUUAAAUAUUGAGUAUUAAUUGCCAAAAGAUAACGGAUAAAUUACAGUCUGUAUUAUUAUAUUUUAUUCAAAUUAGUAAUCAAGUUAAGUUUAAGAAACACCCAUGGAUUAAUCUUUAUGCUUGUCGCAUAGAUGAUGACUGUUGUAAAUGUGUAAUAUAUAUAUAAUGACUGAUGUAAUAUUGUCACAGUAACAGUAUUGAAAAUAGCUUUUUUUCUUGCCAAAGUAUGGAACCACCUUGUCCCAAAUUAUAACAGUUUGUACAAGGCAUAUCAAGUAAUUUUGUUCCUAUAAAUCCGCCCUACAAUCCAAGUUUGGACUAUAUUGCCAAAUUAUUUAAAUUAAUAUCAUUUAACAUUUAUCAUUUUAGUAUAAUAACACCUCGUACCUUUAGAACACAGACUGCUUUUGAUAUAGUUACAUUGUUGACCAAUCCUUAGACUCGUAUUGUAGCUAGAUAAUUUGUUUUAACUUUAAUUAUAUUUUUUAAUAUAAAAUUUUAAUAUUUAAUUAAUUCAAUCAAUUCAGUAUUAAGAUAUACAAAAAUUUUGCCUAAUUAGAUAGAAAAAUUGUCUUAAUCUGCAUUAUUUAUUAGGAAUUGAUAAAACCUUUGCAUUAAUGUAGCAAUAUAUUAGAACGCAAAUGCAAUAUUUUUAAUAUCACAAUUAUAAAUUUAUAAUAUUACAAAAACGAUUAAUCUUUGUAAUACCUCUGAACUUUUUAUUUGCUACAUAUUGGUGCAGUUUCUGUUAUAGAAAAACUUACACUGAUUGAACAAGACUUAUAUACUGCUUAUUUUUUCAAAAGUUUGACGCAAAAAGAAGUGUAUUAGUACUGUCAACUAACCAUUUUGAUCAAUUUAAAUAUAUAUAUAAUGUCUUCCAGUUUCUGAAACUCUUGUCAAAGUCAGAUUGACUAAUUCGACUUUAAUCUGAUUGGUGAUUUGUCGGUGAUCGCGAUUGCCUUUUACGUUAACCAAUGGGCGUUCAGUAUUUAGUCAUAUUAGUUCAUCUAAGUUUGCUCAUCAUUUAAGAAACUGGCGAUGUAUAUAAUAGAUUCGUCACUAUUGAUAAACAAUUUUCCUAAUACAGGAAUUUAAUUAAUAUCGUAAUAUGCAAUAAUUGUAAUAACUAAUUUAUGAUUUCUAUAGAAGAUGUCUCGACUCAAUUUUAUUUAAUGUGAUAAGAAACGAAGCUUUAUCUAUUCACUCAGUGUAUUAUAAUAUUUAAAUAAAUUAACACUGAUUAAACUUUUCCAUAAUAUAUAUUUCAUAUCAAUACUUAGUUCAUAAUGUCUUUUCUUUUUUUUACAUGUUGAAAUAUCCAACAUUUAUU